Messenger RNA from Carya illinoinensis, 1441 nucleotides. Its product is annotated as probable protein phosphatase 2C 63. NCBI's taxonomy places the organism in Eukaryota, Viridiplantae, Streptophyta, Magnoliopsida, Fagales, Juglandaceae. Gene Ontology annotation, biological process: protein dephosphorylation. Bases 253 to 1416 code for a protein of 387 amino acids. The record is from RefSeq and is a predicted model, not a curated record. The transcript is spliced from 4 exons. Gene Ontology annotation, molecular function: cation binding; protein serine/threonine phosphatase activity.
AUUCAUCGGUCUGCUUCCUUUCUUCCUCUUGACGCGGUAUUACCUCCCCUCCCACGACUUUGCUUUCUCCUUAUCCCACUCUCUACUCGCUCUCUUUCUCUUCUCUCUAUUUCUCUCUCUCUCUCUCUCUCUCUCUCUGCCUCUUAGUUUUUCCAUCCCAAUCUCACAAACGCAAACAACACAGACACAGAAGUCGGAAGCCUUUUCUUCUGGGGCAAGGCAAAGAAACAGAGGCAUACAGAGGGGACGAGUAUGAUUUUUCGCUCAUGUUGCAGACCGCUGGAACGCUGCUUUCUUGGUUUGCGGGGCUGUGGCCCAGGUGGUGGGGGCGGCGAUGGGCUCCUCUGGCACACGGACCUCAAGCCCCAUGCUUAUGGGGACUACUCCAUCGCGGUAAUACAGGCCAAUUCAAGUCUUGAAGACCAGAGCCAGGUCUUCAGCUCGCCCUCCGCUACCUACGUCGGCGUCUACGACGGCCACGGUGGCCCUGAGGCUUCCAUAUUCGUCAACAAGCGCCUCUUUCCUUAUUUGCACAAAUUUGCUACUGAACAAGGUGGAUUAUCGGUGGAUGUAAUAAAGAAGGCAUUCCACGCCACCGAGGAGGAUUUUUUGCAUUUGGUAAAGCGAGCAUUGCCAGCACGGCCACAAAUUGCUUCGGUAGGGUCAUGCUGUCUUGUUGGUGCAAUUACAAACGAUGAAUUGUAUGUUGCAAAUCUUGGGGACUCUAGAGCAGUUCUUGGCCGGAGAGGUACGGAGAGUGCCAAGAAUUCGGUUGUGGCGGAACGGUUGUCGAAUGAUCAUAACGUUGCAGUCGAGGAGGUGAGGAAGGAGCUGGAAGCACUUCAUCCUGAUGAUUCACAUAUCGUUGUGCAUUGCCGUGGAGUUUGGAGGAUUAAGGGAAUAAUUCAGGUGUCAAGAUCUAUCGGUGAUGCUUAUCUGAAAAGACCUGAGUUUAACCGAGACCCAAUUUUCCAGCAAUUUGGAAACCCCGUUCCUUUGAAGCGACCAGUAAUGACAGCAGAGCCCUCAAUCCUUUAUAGAAAGCUCAAGUCACAGGAUUUAUUCCUGAUAUUUGCAUCAGAUGGCCUCUGGGAACAGUUGAGUGAUGAAGCAGCAGUAGACAUUGUUUUCAGAAACCCAAGAGCUGGCAUAGCUAAGAGAUUGAUCAGAGCUGCCAUUCAGGAGGCUGCAAAGAAAAAAGAGAUGAGAUAUGGUGACUUGAAGAAAAUUGAAAAGGGAAUAAGGCGUCAUUUUCAUGAUGAUAUUACUGUUAUCGUAAUUUAUCUUGACCGCCAAAGAGGUUCUUCAAACGAUAGGUUUAAGCACAAUACGGUUUGCUGCACCACUGCACCUGUUGACAUCUUCUCCCUGAAUGCAAAUGAGGCAGGAAAUGAUCUGAUUACCCCAGAUUUCUAGAGAAACAAAACAGGUUGACUGACAA